Molecule: messenger RNA, 10437 nt
Organism: Hyla sarda
Lineage: Eukaryota; Metazoa; Chordata; Amphibia; Anura; Hylidae
Gene: SETD1B
Product: SET domain containing 1B, histone lysine methyltransferase
Exons: 18
Coding region: 334-6117 (1927 amino acids)
Cellular component (GO): Set1C/COMPASS complex
Molecular function (GO): RNA binding; histone H3K4 methyltransferase activity; protein binding
Source: RefSeq, a predicted model, not a curated record
CGGAUAAUAAUAAUACAACACCGUGCUGUCACUGUACAUAUGAGGGAGCGGAGAACACGUCACAUUGCUGUGAUAGGGAAUGUGCGCCCUCCUGAAACAAAAUGGAAGCUGCUUUAGAAAAGGAACAGCAGAAGUUUCUGUGACUAUAAUAACAUGGAGGGCACAGUCCUAUCCCUAUAGACACGACAUACUGGUGUCCCCCUUCACGAGCGCCAACCAGGUCCAUCUUGUCUGGCGACUGUUUGGAGCCGCCAUGUAAAUGUAACGUGCAGAUUCGCCACACGUUUCUCUUUCACACUGAGGGAAUCCCGGAUUCACAGCUGGAUCAACGGCAUGGAGGCGGGCAACCAAGCCGGCACCUCUGGCGAGAAGAAGAGCCAUCAUUGGAAGAGUUACAAGCUGAUCAUCGACCCUGCUCUCAGGAAGGGACAACACAAGCUCUACCGCUACGAUGGGCUCUACUUCAGCAUGCCUAACCCGGGUGUCCCCCCAGUGGAUUGCGUUAGAGAUCCCCGGAUAGGAAGGCUAUGGACCAAAAAUAAGGAGGUCGAUUUACCUGUACCCAAGCUCAAGAUCGACGAGUUCUAUGUCGGCCCGGUGCCCCCUAAGCAAGUGACUUUUGCAAAACUGAACGACAAUAUACGGGAAAACUUUCUCAGUGACAUGUGCAAGAAGUAUGGGGAAGUGGAGGAGGUGGAGAUCUUGUACAAUCCGAAGAACAAGAAGCACCUGGGCAUUGCCAAAGUCAUAUUUGCCAGCGUUAAAGGAGCCAGGGAUGCGGUGAAGCAUCUGCACAACACCACCGUGAUGGGCAACAUCAUCCACGUGGAGCUGGACACGAAAGGAGACACACGUAUGCGGUUCUAUGAACUGUUAGUAAAUGGUCUCUACACGCCACAGACUCUUCCGGUUGGAGCCGAUUUGGAUGCUUCACCAAAUGUGAAUGAAACUCCACAGAUUAAUGAAACCAUAAAACGCACAAAAGAAACUAGUGCAAGUGCUUCAGUUACCCCAAACAGCAGUACCCCGUUUUCCCAUGAUACAGCCUAUUCAAGUUGUCGACAAGAUACCCCAAACUCUUAUAGCCAGUAUACCCCACAAUCACAAGGAACACCUCAUACCCCACGUCUCGGAACACCUUUUUCACAGGACUCAAACUAUUCAAGUCGACAAACAACACCAGCGUAUCACUAUGUGCAGGACUACAAACCAAGAAGACAUGAAUCAAAGUUUACGGAUGCUUAUAAUCGCAGGCCUGGGCAUCACUAUGUUCACAGUUCUAGUUCUAGCUCUUACAAGAGCUCUGAUCACACCUUUAAUACAACUCGAUCUCAGACAGAAACAUCACCGUUUUCCCAAACCCCACCCCUUAGCCAGUCUGGUUUGUCAUCAGCCUUUACUCCUUACCAAGCAUCUUCAGUUUACUCACUACCUGAUGAAAAUCCAUUCCCGCAAGCAUCAAGAGAAGUAGAUUUUCGGAGAACAGCACCGCCACCACCACCACCAUCAGAGACAUUUCCUGAUGGUGUAUGUAGUUCUGUGAAUAUUGACUUUGUACCAGUUAAAGAGAAACCAGAGGAACCCCCUCCUCCUGAGCCAGAGUGUGUCAUGGAGCAGAAGUCAUCAUCUCGUGCUCGAACACCAGAUGGGGGGGAUACACCAGGGACACCAACUUUGGAGGCAGAAAUGCAGCACCAUAGUUUAGACUCAAGAAUUGAAAUGCUUUUAAAAGAGCAAAGAACCAAAUUAACUUUCCUUAAUGAACCAAGCUCGGACAAUGAGUUGAGGAUGGAAGGGAGCCCUAUAUCAUCCUCUUCAUCCCAGCUUUCUCCAAUCCCUCCUUAUAAUUCAAACUCUCAGUACCAGGAUCUUACCCCUUCCUCGCGACCGUCUAGCACUGGGUUAGAGGAUAUCAGUCCUACUCCUCUGCCAGACUCUGAUUAUGAUGACGAUGAGCCAAUUCUUGGCACUGCUUCUCUCUGCCAGAACUCAAGGUCAGGAACUCCCAUUGAGCAGUUGAGUCAGUCUUGCAGGAAAGUGGAAAGCUCUGAUGUGAAGGAACAGGUGGCUGGUGAUGAAACGCCGGUAUCUGAGAAGGUGGAGGAGGAUCAUCCUUCUUCUGGAGAGGACAUGGAGAUUUCAGAUGAUGAAAUGAACACUUCUCCCAUCACUAGUGAAGAAUGUGCUAAAUCUAUUGUUAUAAAUUCAGCAGUAACAAGUUCUGCAGUAAUAACUUCAGUCAUGCCCAUAAUGCCUCCUGGAUUUCCCCCACUGCCACCGCCACCACAGCCUGGGUAUCCUAUGCCACCUCCCCUUCCUCCACCACCUCCGCCUUCUUUACCUUCAGUCACAGUACCCCCUCCUCCACUACCUGCUCCACCAGGGGUACCUCCACCACAUAUUUUGCCUCCUCCUCCACCACCACCAUUUCAUCAGGGUAUGUUUCCUAUGGUUCAAGGUGACAUGGUGAGUGCCCUCGGUACACAAUGGGGUGGAAUGCCAAUGUCCUUUCAAAUGCAGACCCAAAUGCUCAGCCGUAUGAUGCAGGGACAAAAUUCAUACCAUUACCAUCAUUUCUUGGGAAAUUCCAUGCAGUUUGGCCAGCAUCCCUACCGCCCCUUUACCAUGUCUGCACAUCCUGCACGGGGGCAGCCUUGGCCACCUUUUCCAAAGUUUGACCCAUCUGUGCCACCACCAGGCUAUGAGCACAAGAAGGAGGAUCCACAUAAGGCCACAGUGGAUGGGGUGCUAUUGGUCAUUGUGAAGGAACUUAAAGCCAUAAUGAAAAGAGAUUUGAACCGCAAAAUGGUCGAAGUUGUGGCAUUCAGGGCAUUUGAUGAGUGGUGGGAUAAAAAGGAACGUUUAGCAAAGCAAUCUCUGACACCAGUAAAAUCUAGUGAUGGCAAAGAUGAAGAGAAACCAAAGCCAAAGGACCAAAUAACAUCAAGUCUGUUAGAGAGCUGGAACAAAGGAGAAGGACUGGGCUUUGAAGGCAUAGGAUUGGGCAUUGGUUUGCGUGGUGCAAUUCGUCUUCCCUCAUUCAAGGUGAAGAGGAAAGAACCUCCGGAAUCGGGACUAGAGGGAGAACAGAAAAGGAUUCGUGUCACAAAACCUAUUGAUGAGGAGGAUGAAGAGUGUGAAAGAGAGAAAGAUGUUACUUUGGAUCCAAUGAAGCAAGACACAGAUUCUGUUACUGUUAGGAAACGGCCCGCCAUACCCCUAGACAGCGAGGGUGAAGAUGAGGUGGAAAGUGAAGCAGAAGAGCCCUCAGAUAAGGAGGACUCGUCAUCUGAGAAGGAUGAAGAACUGGAUGAUGACUCAGUUGGAGUCCUCUCCACUAAGCAUUAUGUUGAACAUGAGGAAGAGGAUGAUGAUGCAGAAACAAGUGGGAAGGAGGAACAAGACUCAGACGAUGAAGAUGUAACCAGCAUGGCCUCCUCUAAAGCUGAAGCAGAUUCCUCUGAUGAAAGUGAUGACUCUUCAGAAUAUGAAUCUAGUUCUGAGUCUGAAGAUGAUGAUGAGGAUGAUGAAGAGGAAGAGUCAGAAUAUGAUGAAGAUGAGGAAAUUGAUGUAGAACUAGAUGAUGAUAUGGCUGGUGAAGAUGAUGUUUUUAAAGAUCUUUCUGGGCAGAGUAGUCCAGCCAAAGCUUCUGUGGUGGAAGAGAUAAUGGAUGAUGGUGAAGGUGUGGAACAUCCUGCACCAUCAACUGUGGAGGAAGUUUCAGUAGUAAACAGUGAUUUGGAUACACCAGCAGUUUAUUCCAAAGAAUUAAUAGAACCAGACACCCCCUGCAAGGACCUGCCAGACAGGACUCUAGAAGUGGAUGAUGGAAAUGAUAUGCAAAAAGCUCCAUCGCCAUCAAAUGAAGAAGACCCAUCUGAAGUGUAUGUGGAGCUGCACUUGGAGCCUAUUCUGGAUAUUCCAACUGUUGAGGCCCAGGAGAAUGUAAUACGACCUCUAACACCUACUGGAGCUUUUGGGGAAGCAAGCGUCCUUCUGAAACCUGAAGAAAUCUCUUCUGAUACCCGACAACUGCAUGCCAAGUUGGCACCUUUUAUUGCAGAGGAUGAAGUACCGUGCCCUCGGACACCUGGACGAGACACAGCUGCACAUUCGGAUUUAGAGGUGGUUCUUCCAUCUGUCCCCAAAGUAGCUCUUACUGCACUUCCUUUGACUCAGGCUCACAAUAAGGAAGAGGACCUACCUGUACAUCCUGAAAAGAUCAUUGGCCACUUGGCAGUCACAAAAAUGCUUUCCGAGGAGGAACUUCCAAGGACGCCAGGCAGAGAAUUUGCUGCCAAAUCUUCUCACCUUGAGAAAUCCCAGAGCACUGAUACUGUGCCAGCUACACCUGGUAGUGAUGCACCCCUCACUGGUAUUAGUUUAACUCUUACUUCUCCACACAUUCCUGGAAGCCCAUUCUCCUACCUUUCUCAGUCACCUGGUAUAAUAAACAGUGGUAUUCCAAGGACUCCAGGAAGAGACUUUAAUUUCACUCCAACCUUCCCUGAAUCUAAUGCUACCUUCCCAUGUCAUCCAUCAAGUAAGAAACCCUCAGUUGACGAACCGGAUGACAAAUCAUUUAAAGAACCAGCCAGUGCUUCCUUAAUCAUGAAUAAUGUACCUUCUCCCAUCCCAUUUGCAAGUCCUCCAAGAGGGGAUCUCCAAACGGAUAUCAGGUUAACGGGUGAUGAUCUGGAAUCAUCUGAAACUCCAUCCUAUUUUUUUGAUGAUAAAUUAUUAAGUGAAGAGAGUGAGACAGAACUCGCAAAAGGACCGCUGCCUACCACAGAAGAAUCUGCACCUUCACCUACUCUCCCUCCUACUGGUAGGAGGAAGCCUGGGCGACCUAAAAGGCCCCCACCUUCCACCUUACCAACAGAGGAAAACAUUGAGAAAAACUCAGAGGCUCUCCCCAUUAGUGAAUUAGUAGAUGUUUCUCUGGAAAAAUCUGUCAUAAUUGAUCAGACUAGUGACAUCUGUGGAAUUAAAGAUCCUGCAGCAGUUCCACUAGACUUCAGGAAUGAGGAAAACUGUCAUAUCCCUAACUAUGAAGCCAUAAACCAGAAGGUCCCAUUAAAAGAGUUGGAGAACCAAUGGAGGGAGGAAAUAAAGGAAGAGGAUGACCUUACUAAACUCAAGAAACCAAGAAAUUGGAGGCUAAAAAAGAAGUAUGAGGACGUUUUAGGUUCUCCUGAAUUUUCUCCUCAUCGGGCUCUCUUCAAGCCCCGGUCAGAGUUUGAGGAGAUGAGCAUUCUGUAUGACAUAUGGAAUAGGGGGAUUGAUGAAGAAGAUGUCAAGUACGUGUGUGUUACUUAUGAUCGGUUACUACAACAAGACAAUGGCAUGGAUUGGCUCAAUGACACCCUAUGGGUUUACCAUCCUGCAACCAGUGUUUCUUCCCCCAAGAAAAAGAAACGAGAUGAUGGGUUACGUGAUCAUCUUACUGGCUGCGCUCGUAGUGAGGGAUAUUAUAAAAUUGAUAAGAAGGACAAGUUAAAAUACCUCAUCAACAAUCGCUCUAUGACUGAAGAACCUUUAAAUGAUACCCAGGGGAAGAGCAUCCCAGCUCAGCCUCACACCUCAACCAGAGCAGGCUCGGAGAGAAGAUCAGAACAGCGUAGGUUGCUCUCCUCUUUCACUGGAAGCUGUGACAGUGAUCUGCUUAAAUUUAAUCAACUCAAGUUUCGUAAGAAAAAAAUACGUUUCUGCAAGAGCCAUAUUCAUGACUGGGGCCUUUUUGCCAUGGAGCCAAUUGCUGCAGAUGAAAUGGUCAUUGAAUAUGUGGGACAGAAUAUUCGUCAGGUCAUUGCUGAUAUGAGGGAGAAGCGAUAUGAGGAUGAAGGAAUCGGGAGCAGCUAUAUGUUCAGAGUGGAUCAUGACACCAUUAUUGAUGCUACAAAAUUUGGGAAUUUCGCUCGGUUUAUUAACCAUAGUUGUAAUCCUAAUUGCUACGCAAAAGUUAUCACUGUGGAGUCUCAAAAGAAGAUUGUCAUCUACUCCAAACAAUACAUCAAUGUAAAUGAAGAGAUCACAUACGAUUACAAGUUCCCUAUAGAAGACGUUAAGAUCCCGUGUCUUUGUGGAGCAGAGAACUGUAGAGGGACGUUGAAUUAAAUAUCCCUCAUUUGUCAUUGCACCUUUCAGCCGCGAUGGACUGCAAGUAAUAGGUGUAAGUUGCACUUUUGCCAAAAAAAGGAAAAAAAAAAAAAAUGAAAUGAUUUCGCACUUCUCUUGGGCUUCUAAACAAGAGGGGCACAUGUAAACGAAGACAUUGCUUCUGAUUGUAAAGACCCUGGUGCUUUUUUUUAUUUUUUAUUUUCUUUGUCUUUUCAUCCUGACAAUGUAAAAGGUGAUUACCACUUAGUGGCACAGAGAACCUGAAUGGAAAACAAAGAAAGUGAUCUCAACCAUCUUCUCCUGACUAAUAUUAGCCUAGUGGAGGUAAUAAUUCGGUACCUUCUUUUUAUGCCAUAAUGCUGCUAGUUUCCUCAUCAAAUGCUCCUCAUAAAUAUGAAGAGGUAAUGCUGUAAUGGUAUCCAUUGGAAAUAGAUGUUACCCUUCUGGCUUUCAGAAAGGGAUUCCCCUUUUUAUACAUUAAUAUUCUUUUGUUGUGAUAUAAGCUUUUGCUUUGUAUAUUUCCCUUUUUUAUUUAUUUCAUUUUUCUCGACCUUUCUCUCUCUUCUUCCAGCUUUUAGUGAAAUUUAACAAACGUUCAAGAUGGAUGGCAAGGAGCGAUAAGUGACCUUGUACUUGCCAUUUGGAAUUUGGCAUGUAAAACUUUGCCCUGUACAAUGUCAAUUAUGUAUUCAUUGCUAUAAUUGGGAAGAGGCAUUGAGAAGCCGUGACAGAAGCUAAGCUUCUGUAGUACAUGGACUUAUGUAAAAGAUUAUGGUAGAGCAAAGGUGCUGUGGCUUCAUAAGGUCUCCAUGUAAACAUUUCCUGUAUUCUAAUAAUCAGUGUCACAAUCAUAAUCACCUAAAAUCAUGUUUCUAAUGCUCAUGUGUAUGAGCACUAAGCAAUUCACAUGGACUUGCUUAGUGCUAUUCCGGCAUGCAGAAAUGGAUUCUGAUGUACAGAGUUUCAAGCUGGGCAGAUAUUGGGCAUGGAUAUUGAAAAACAUUACAUGUUUAGGCCUCAGUUGCCGGCAUUUUUUUAAAAUCAACAAGCUUUAUUACAUGUCACCAUUUUUAUAUAAACUGAAUUUAUUGCUGGUCAACUCUACUGACAUAAGUUUUUAGUAAAAAAAUAAAUAAAUAAAAAGUAUUCUCCAUGAAAUAAUUCAGGAGCAUCUUUUCUUAAAACGCAGCUGUGCCAUCCUCUGUUCCAUAUGGCCUGGUCAGUACUGAUUGGCCAGUGUUAGACGGAGUACAGACACGAUAAAUCACCAGUUUACUAUUAACUGGAAGAAAAAACAGGAACACCACAAUGCAGAGUUCAAAGAAAAGAUGUUACCAAAUUUUGUCAUGAGAACUACAAAUACUAUCUGAAACAUAUGUCAGGAAAGCUGCCGCUUCAGGAUCUAAACCAAUAAUUGAAUGGCAGUAAAGUCGGUGAAUUGAGCGUGACCAGCAUCACUACCGCUGCUUGCUUUCAGCUGCUUUAUGUACAGCAGUGUGAGCUUUAUUUACACUGCUGUAUUAUAUUUCUCUCUAGCUUUUGCCAUGACAUGAUUUCAUCCCAUAUGUUGGAGCUAAACAUGUGCGUAUCCUCAAUAUAGCCAUGUGCUGGUUUGUAGAUUUACAGCAAGCUCUAGUCACACAGACUGUAGACUGCCACAAUAUGUCAGUGUCAUCUGGGGAUGGAGAGCAGCAGGGAAGAUCAGUAUAUUGGGUUGGUGUUUGGGAAUGAUGUGAUGGGUAACAGCUAUUUAAUGAAAGUCAUGAUUUACUACCACAGUGUGGAAAUCUAAUCCCUAUAUCAUGUAAUCUAUGGAUGCCCAUGGGGGUGCACUUCAGAUCUCAAUCAUAGUUCAUUCUGUGCCACCAUAGGCAGAUUGUUUAUUCACUUCUCUAUCUUGUAAAAUCCUGCCCUUUGCUAGUUCUCAGGUACUUUAGAGCUGCAGAUCUCUGUCCAUUUAAAGUUGGGAAUAUGGUCUUUGGGCUUCACUUUCUCUGCAGUGGCUUUUGCUUUAGGGUUAUACUACCACUAAUAAUUUCCAAUAACUAGGGACCUAAAAGGGUUGGUUUACAAGGGCGGUAAGUUUCACAAAUCUGUUCUUCCCUUCUAAAGCUUGAUGUUAAGUCAAUUAUGAAAUAUUAGCUAAUAUUUUAUUUGGGCACUGUAUUUUGGUACUUACUUAGCUUGCACAGAAGUCAUUAGGCGUAAUGUGGUGCCCUUCAUGACCGCUGCAUUCCUGCACAUGGGUAUUGUUGAAUGGCAUGCAUAUCUGAUUAUGUUUAAAGGCAUUUCAUACAUUCUCUGGGCUGGGCUUUCCUAGCUCUGUAGGUUUUCAAUGCCACCUUUUAUUGGUAAUCUAAAGCUAUUUAAUGCUCUUCUUUUCAGAUGCUUCCAAAAAAAAUUAUAGAGCUUCUAACUAGAAUAUUUAAGCUUUUGCAAAGCUAAGGUGUUAGUAACGUUAAGAUUAAUGGAGCUAUAAGGUGGUGGUACAACCAUGCUAGAAAAUUGAAUGUAACCAUGUUCACAGUUUUAGCUCCACUGAAAAUGCACACUAACAGCUUCAAGUACUCGCUUCUCUCUUUCUCUAUUCUCCUUUCACCUUGCAUGAACAUGAGGUGUCCUCUUUUGCUUGAGGCUGAAAAUGUUGUCUUCCAAAGGUGUUCAGUUAUUGACAACUGCACAAUAUAGCUAAAGUUAGUACCAGUAUCUUGCAUUUGUCAGUAUUGCAAAGUAAGAAGCAUGCAGAUAUUCAUAGUGAUCCCUCAGACUCAAUAUUACUUCAGUAUGAAGAACAAAGUCAUCCGAAAUCUUACGCAAUUCACGUGUGGCCUGUUUCUAGCUGGUCUGCCUGCUGAACAGAUUCCAUCACUCACCUGUAGACAUAUGUCUGACCCUGUACUUGAAGUUGACCUAUCUGCUACACUUUGUAUUGUUUUCAUUUGGUGAGGUAUACCAAUAUGCAGCCUUUUAAAUGAAUGCUAUCCAUCAGAUUGAUUUUUACCAGUUAUCCAUCCUCACAUUGAGGGAAUUCUCCUCCAUGUAAACAAUUAAAAGAACUGUCUGAAUCCGUGACCCCCAUAAUCUGCUCAUGGCUCUAAAGGGCAACAGCUAAAAUAUUAGGGGGAUUAUUCAGAUUUUUCAUUGACUCUUGCCACAUAAUGCUUAGGUGUCUUUCAGAUGCUCCUUUGUUGCUGAUAGAAGGAAAUGUAUAAAAGGUCCAGUAUGGAGGGAGUCCUCAUAGCAAGCAUAUCCGUUUUUUUAUAUACUUAAGCUGCAGGAAUCUGAUGUGCAGUCAUUUUUAUACAUGGAGUCCAAUGUGCUUUCCCCAGUAAAAUGUAUAGAAUUUACCCACAGUUCUAAAAUGGUUUUGUGUAUAGGUCAACUUUUAUAAGGGGGAGAAAACAUCUAAUCACAAUAAUAUUUUGAGUUCAUUCUUAAUGACUUCAUAGGAACAGGCGUGAAUUGCAAUUCUUCUAAAAGAGUUCACUAAGAUUAAUUUGUACAAAAAUGUGGCUGCUGCUGGCUAAGAUGAGAAAUGGCAUCACUGCUGCCUGGCGGCUUUUUCCUUUUUAUACUAUCCGUACGCUGCCAAUAAAGAUUGAGUGGUGAGACAGACUGACUUUUAGGGUUACACUGCUUGACAAUGGCCUUUUCAGUGCUGUUGUCAGACAGCAUGUUCCUGGCAGCCAGAAUGUCUGACUACAAUGGCUCUAAAGAGAUUUGUCUGGAUUGGAAAACCAACUUUCAAAUACUCUGAGAAUAUUCCACUACGUGCAUUAAAGGACACCCAAUUGGUUUACACAUGAACCAUAUCAUUCUUUAUUUCCCCUGUAGUGGCACUUAAGACUUUUCUCCAGGUUCUGCUACAAAAUCAGCUGAUCACAGGGGGUCCCAGCCCGCCCUGUAAUUGGCUUAUUUUUGCCAGACGCUUUUAAACAUCCUUAGGGUACGUUCACACGCGCGGAAAAUCCACCACAGUCCCUACUGACUUCAAUGGGGCUUGUUGCGGAUUUUCCCCAGUGUACAUUCUGCCGUGGAAAAUCUGCUGCGGACAGCCGAGAAGAGCCCGCCCACUUUCAAUACGCAGCGAAAAACCCGCUAAAAAAUCCGCACGUGUGAACAUACCCUUAAGCUGAACUUCCACUUAACUGUUAGCAGACUUGAGCCAGGCCUAUUCUCUAUCUUAGCAUCUCAUUAACCAUAUUACUGUAAAACUAAAUCUAGGUGAAAGCUGUGCAACUUAAGAGGCAAAACAUUUUUUAAUACAUAGCUUUAAUAAAGUCAUAUAAUUUGUACCAUAACUUUAGUCAAUAAAAA